Molecule: messenger RNA, 1541 nt
Organism: Gadus macrocephalus (Pacific cod)
Lineage: Eukaryota; Metazoa; Chordata; Actinopteri; Gadiformes; Gadidae
Exons: 4
Coding region: 146-1042 (298 amino acids)
Cellular component (GO): membrane
Source: RefSeq, a predicted model, not a curated record
CCCCCGUCGGCUUGGUGGCGGUCUAUCUUUCUACCUGUAGACCUACCCUGAAAACUACAUUUUUCCUACACAGAAAGGCGUGCGAGCUCAAACAAAAUGGAGAGAUAUUUGGACUUUUAACUUCGGAUCUCAAACAGCAGGCACUAUGAGCCAUCAACCAAGGAACAAGAGGGGGCACCGGGACCGAAACGGGGAGCGUCGAGAGAAUCGAGCAUCCAACGACAGGUACCCCGAGGACGACAGGCAGCCCUCGCCUGACAGGUCGUCUCGUCCGCCCUACUACCCUGCACAAGACAGACCUGAAACCAGCCAUGCACGGGACAGAGGAGCACGAGACGUCCCCAGAGAGAUACCCAAAGAAUCCACAUGCUCGCACAUAUGUUCGCGACGAGGCAUCGUGCUGAUGUGCUCGGUGCUGACCAACGCCCUGGUGCUGAUCUGCGUGGUGGCGGCACAGAUGGUGAUGUCCGGGCUGACGUCCAAUGGUGGCCUGGGCGGAUUCAACAUCAACUCCAACUUCAACCUGCAGGGCACGGAGCUGCAACAGGUGCGGGACCUGGACAUGCAGUACAGCCAGAUGCGCGCGCCGGGCAUCUAUGGCGGCCUGGCCUUCAGCCUGGUGUUCGGCGUGGGCUCCCUGGUGUUCGCCGUGUCGGGGAACAAGGCCCCCCACCACCUGCCCCGUAAGACCCUGUACGCGGCGCUGGUGUUCCAGGCGGUGGGCGCCGUGGCCUACGUGGUCGCCGUCGGCCUCUACCUGCACUUUGUCAUCGGCGUCAACGCCACGGACGUGUGCCAGAAGCGCGAGCGGCUGUACGCUCGCAACGGCUACACGUGGAUGAACUGUGACGUGGGCGGGGCCGACGCCGCCGUAGCGAUGUUUGGACUCAUCACGGCCAUUUUGUACGCCGUCGGCACCUGGCUCACCUUCACGACCAUCCGCGGCGUGAGGCGCUACCACCAGGACAGGAAGCGCCACGAGGCGGGGAGACGCGAGGAGAGAUCUCAGCCGCCGACCAGGGCGGACACGACCAUGGUGUGAGGCUCCGGGGGUGGGUCACACCGAGGGCGGACACGACCAUGGUGUGAGGCUCCAGGGGGGGUCACACCGAGGGCGGAGACGACCAUGGUGUGAGGCUCCAGGGGGGGUCACACCGAGGGCGGAGACGACCAUGAUGGGACACUCCGGGGGGUUCAAAGUGCAGAUUGUUUCCUUUUUUUUUAUUAAAGUUGAUCUAUACCAGAACUAACUUUGGUUAAUGCAAAUGCCGCUCCUGAAUGUCCCAAAUUGGUGUCAAGUGAUGAUGUAUCUGGACCAAUACUGGUCACUGUGUGAUAUCACCCGGCACUAGUCUGACCUGAGAUUUUAUUUGUACGUUUACUUUUUAAUAACUCCUAAAGGAUCCGUGAAUGUUAAUUUCAUCUAGUGCCUCAUCAAUUUUAAGCUUGUUUCAUAGGGUUUUGCAAUCAAUGUUUUUUAAUGUUUUAUGAUUUUGUUGUAAAAUAAUGUAGAUAUGUUUAAUAAAAUACAUGAAAUUUAA